Lithohypha guttulata is the source of this 1377-nucleotide messenger RNA. RefSeq names its product GATA type transcriptional activator of nitrogen-regulated proteins (gene SFU1). The transcript is spliced from 2 exons. Bases 1 to 1377 code for a protein of 458 amino acids. The record is from RefSeq and is a predicted model, not a curated record. NCBI's taxonomy places the organism in Eukaryota, Fungi, Ascomycota, Eurotiomycetes, Chaetothyriales, Trichomeriaceae. Gene Ontology annotation, molecular function: DNA-binding transcription factor activity, RNA polymerase II-specific; zinc ion binding; RNA polymerase II cis-regulatory region sequence-specific DNA binding. Gene Ontology annotation, biological process: negative regulation of transcription by RNA polymerase II; positive regulation of transcription by RNA polymerase II.
AUGGCUUCCAACCCAUUCCCACACAACAUACCUGAGAAUGGCCCCAACCUGUUAAGGCAACCUUCUGCCGAGGAUAUCGACGCUGCACAUCAACUGGUGUCCUCUGCUCGGGGCGAACGCACGAGCAUAUAUCCUUACCAGAGUAUUCCUCAAUCUCAUACGCCUGUUCCUCCGUCGAGAUCUCCAGCACCGAUCGAUUCUGUACACAGUGCAGAGGCUUUGGAACCACUCGAUGCAGAAGACCAGCAGCAACUUGGUCAGGCCUGUAGCAAUUGCGGUACCACGAGAACACCGUUAUGGCGGAGGUCCCCUCAAGGCAGUGUGAUUUGCAACGCCUGUGGCUUGUAUCAGAAGACUCGCAACGCUCCACGGCCAACAAAUUUCAAGCGAACCGCCGGAACACCGAGGCAGAAGAGCCCACGACUCAAGAACGUCGAGAUCGCACCUAGUCCAACUUCUCAGACAAUGGUCCAGCAACGAAUGCCUUACAGGGCCCCAGAGCAUAUUCCAGGGUCGUGUCCAGGAGGUGGUCAGUGUAAUGGUGCGGGAGGAGCUGAAGGAUGUGGUGGUUGUCCUGCUUUCAACAAUCGCAUUUCUCGUACAGUACCAAACAGUGACGCAGCACCACGGCAAGGGAGAACUAUAGCAGGCUCUGAUGAACCAGUCGAGGCCCCAACGAGUGAGUAUGGCAGUCCGAUCUCCACAAGCGGCGCGGAAGGAGAGACAAACCUUCCAGCGACUGACGGUACUUCGACAAUGAUUGUUGCUUGCAGAAACUGCGGCACAACUGUCACACCACUGUGGCGAAGAGACGAACAAGGCCAUCCAAUCUGCAAUGCCUGCGGCCUUUACCACAAGCUUCAUGGAUCACAUCGGCCUGUGCAGAUGAAGAAGUCAACCAUUAAGAGACGGAAGAGGGUGGUACCAGCAUCUGCAGAGGGCGACGUACCACCUUCAAAUGCAAGCCAUACAUCAGUCUCGCCUGACCCACAUACAGAAGACAUGGACAUCACUUCAGAACCUUCUUCAGCCCCGAAACGCAUCCGUCUCCCACCGAUCGUCGAUUUCACCGGUUUCCAACCAGAUGGCUCUAGUCGUACGACGACGGAUCCUAGUGCUUACAAAGACGCAGGCACGGGCAUAAGAAUUUCACCCAUGCCUCCAAACCAAGGAUAUACUCGCCACUCACCACGACCUAUGCAUGUAUCUCAAGCUCAGCCUGAUUCACUUUCUCGACAGCUUGCCUCAUCCUCGGUAACGACGCAGGACGGAGAAGAGAUACGCACCGAGCGACGUACGACUUUGAUGAGGGAGGCGGAACUCAUGCGCGCAGCAUUAAGAGCCAAGGAAAGAGAGAUUGACGAGCUCGAACGCUGA